AUGUUGGGUGUUUUUUGGUUUCGUUGGGGAAUUUUCCAAUUCUCCCCACAACAUUUUUUUAUGGGUUCAAAUCCUUUUGGCGGUGUUAUUAUUUUUCUUACACUAUUUUUAUAUUCGAUUUUUAACUUAAACUUUCCUGCAGAUAUUUGUCUACCUCUUCAUCCAAUAGUUCAAUGUAAAACUGAAAAAUCUGCUCGUUUUUCUUCUCUUCAUGCUUUAUGUCAUGCUUUUGCUGUUAGCUACAAGAUGAAUAUACAAAUUGGACUUGUUAUGGAGACAACUGAAUUAAUUUGCAAUCAGAAUGUAUUUUUAGAGUUUGAAGCUUUGGCAAGUCUUAAAAGGGAGGAAAAAUCGGAAAUAAAUUUUUUUGAAAUUGGAAGAAUUGACGGGGAUGAUGAGGUUUAUUUACUUUUUUUUCCUACUUUACCCGGUUGACGGUUCCAAACUCUUUCGGUUUAUUUAUCCUUUGUCUCGU
Meloidogyne enterolobii is the source of this 475-nucleotide messenger RNA. The record is from the annotation of a GenBank genome assembly. Lineage: Eukaryota; Metazoa; Nematoda; Chromadorea; Rhabditida; Meloidogynidae.